AGCAGCUAGGAGGAGACAUGAUCGCAAAGGUGGCAACUAUCCUGAGCCUAGCAGCUAUGGCUGCAGCCGGGGCCAUAGCGCCACAUGGAGGAUUUAGUACAACUCACAGGAAGCAAGAUGAUUUCGGACGCUACAGCUUCGGCUACAACGUGGUUAACGGCUUGGGAGCCAGGAACAGCCGCUACGAGACCGGCGCAGCGUAUGGGCCUGUAGUGGGCAGCUACAGCCUCGCAGACAUCGACGGCCGCGCCCGUCGCGUCGACUACGUGGCCGACAAACUGGGCUUCCGCGCCGUGGUGCGCACCAACGAGCCUGGCACCAAGACGAGCCUGGCCGCCGCAGCGCCUUAUGUGUCAGCCAAGGGACCCAUAGUUCCUUCGGCCGGAUUCGGAGGAGGCUACUUCCCGUUCGCUGGCGGCUACGGAGGCUACGGUGGCUUCUACGGCUGAUUCACUCGCCAUAGUCGCCCAGAGAAACUAUGUCUACGCUUGCGCUGAUUUUUCAAGCCGACCUAUCUUCGUACCUGCUGUGCAUCGUAAUUUUCCGUUAUCUUCCGUGACUCCCGUCGCACACCCGCUGCUGAGGCCCUUCUUCGUCCUUGCGUUGUGCGUUACCUCUGUCUAGUCUUAUUGCUGCUUCCUGUGUUGAUGCUUAGCUAUAACGCACUUGUUUAAUAGUGAACGUCUCAUUCAUUUUCUUUUGGGAAUGUAUAAGUGUGCCUAAACGUAAGUAUAUUAACAGAGCGUAACAUCUCUCGGCGCUACAAAACGUUUAAUAACGCUGCUCAUAAUUCUUGUGUUCUGACAUUCCUGUAAUAACAUUAUAUGUAAAUAAAUGUUCCUUGUGUAUGCGAA
This is a messenger RNA of Rhipicephalus microplus (southern cattle tick), 854 nucleotides long. RefSeq names its product adult-specific rigid cuticular protein 15.7. Lineage: Eukaryota; Metazoa; Arthropoda; Arachnida; Ixodida; Ixodidae. Gene Ontology annotation, cellular component: chitin-based extracellular matrix. The record is from RefSeq and is a predicted model, not a curated record. Gene Ontology annotation, molecular function: structural constituent of chitin-based larval cuticle.